UUGACCACACUGAAGAAACAGAGAAAUGACUUGUGGACUUGGUUUGGGGAUCUUUCUGAUUUGCUUAGUUCAAGCAGAGCUUGGUGGUGGUUCCCGGCUUAAAGUACUGGGACCCAAAAACGGCAACACACAAGCUGGCUUUCAUCAUCCAGAGAAACUAAGAAACUUUGGCAGUUACCACCAGAACCAACUCAGACAAAGCUCAGUUUCUCCACCUUCAGUUCAGAAGAGCAGGAACUUCAACACCAAUCCUGCAGUUAGCAAUGUUCCCGGGCAGAAACUCUUCACCAGCGGCUUCAUGCAAGCACUCUCUAAACCAAUUAAGAGUUCAGGGAGGCUGGUAAAGGGGACCAAACCAAGCAGCCAGAGUACUGGCUCUUCUGCCACCUUAUUUCGUCCCGUUGGUUCUGGGCCACCUAGUUCUGUUAGGAUGCAGACUUAUGCUAGGGCUCCUGCCAAAAGGGUUGGCCUUUCAGGUACCAGGGGUUUCUCUCCUCCAACUGGAGAGCGGAAGUCUUAUCUUAGACUGCAGAAUGCUUUAAACGUUGGCGGUUUUAAGCCGAGGAGUCGACUGCAGCUCAGUCACAGGACCAGAGUCGAUUCCACUCCUGGGUUUGCUCCAGUGAUGAUCCAUGAGAUCCCUGAACCCUUCGGUGGUUUUGCUAUCAGACGACUGAGACCACCUACUGAGCAGAAGGUUCCUGUCCAGAAGAUGCAGCAGAUGGCUAAAUCUGCGCUCCUGUCCUACAACCCUGAUCUGAUGAGCUUUGGGCCUGGAUCUGACAGGACCAGGAUGAAGCAGACCCAAGGGUUGGUCCAGACUCCACAGCAGAGCUCCACCCCUUCUCCGGCCUACAGUCCUGACCUUAACGGUGCUCAUCCAGCACCCAGAUGGACCAAGGUCAAAGUGCCUCACAGGCUCCAACAUGGAUCUUUUCACCAAAAUAUUAAUUAUGUGAUUUUAAAAUGAUGAUGCAAUAAAGUUGACCUUUAAUCUGCCU
Molecule: messenger RNA, 1001 nt
Organism: Cyprinodon tularosa
Lineage: Eukaryota; Metazoa; Chordata; Actinopteri; Cyprinodontiformes; Cyprinodontidae
Exons: 3
Coding region: 26-970 (314 amino acids)
Source: RefSeq, a predicted model, not a curated record